ACCAUCCCCACCCAUUCACAACUCCCACACCUCAAAGCACAGAGCACAAAGAAAAAGGAAAGUUCUUUGGAACAAUGGCUGCUGCUUCCUCCAUGGCACUCUCAUCCCCCUCCUUGGCUGGCAAGGCCGUCAAGCUUGCCCCAUCAGCCCCCGAAGUCGGGAGGGUCAGCAUGAGGAAGACCGUCACCAAGCAGGUUUCCUCCGGAAGCCCAUGGUACGGCCCAGACCGUGUCAAGUACUUGGGCCCAUUCUCCGGCGAGCCCCCGUCCUACCUCACCGGCGAGUUCCCAGGUGACUACGGUUGGGACACUGCUGGGCUUUCCGCUGACCCAGAGACCUUCGCCAGGAACCGUGAGUUGGAAGUCAUCCACUCCAGGUGGGCCAUGCUCGGAGCCUUGGGCUGCGUCUUCCCCGAACUCUUGUCCCGCAACGGCGUGAAAUUCGGCGAGGCCGUGUGGUUCAAAGCUGGUUCCCAGAUCUUCAGCGAGGGUGGGCUCGACUACUUGGGCAACCCAAGCCUCAUCCACGCUCAGAGCAUCCUCGCCAUCUGGGCCACCCAAGUCAUCCUCAUGGGCGCCGUUGAGGGUUACCGUAUUGCCGGUGGACCUCUCGGUGAGGUCACUGACCCCAUUUACCCCGGUGGCAGCUUAGACCCAUUGGGUCUAGCUGACGACCCAGAGGCUUUCGCUGAGCUCAAGGUUAAGGAACUCAAGAACGGUAGGUUGGCCAUGUUCUCCAUGUUCGGGUUCUUCGUCCAGGCCAUUGUCACCGGAAAGGGACCAUUGGAGAACCUCGCUGACCACCUUGCUGACCCAGUCAACAACAACGCCUGGGCCUACGCCACCAACUUCGUCCCCGGAAAGUGAGCGUCAACAGAAUGACUUGUGCCCUCGAGAGUUUUAGAUUUCUGUUUGUUGAAGUAUAUGUUAUUGCAAUGUACUUCAGAUAAUGUGAAUCAUCUUGUGUAUCCGAUCCAACUUAAUGUUACUUGCUUUUUACAAA
Molecule: messenger RNA, 1002 nt
Organism: Vigna umbellata (rice bean)
Lineage: Eukaryota; Viridiplantae; Streptophyta; Magnoliopsida; Fabales; Fabaceae
Product: chlorophyll a-b binding protein 3, chloroplastic
Biological process (GO): photosynthesis, light harvesting
Cellular component (GO): membrane
Source: RefSeq, a predicted model, not a curated record